Molecule: messenger RNA, 474 nt
Organism: Striga hermonthica
Lineage: Eukaryota; Viridiplantae; Streptophyta; Magnoliopsida; Lamiales; Orobanchaceae
Source: the annotation of a GenBank genome assembly
AUGGAUGACAAUGGAGGAAGCAAGGUGACGGGCAUCAGGCAGAUCGUCAGGUUUAAGGAGUUCCUCCAGAAAUGGCAGCACGUCACCCUUGGCCCGAAGCCCGACGAAAGCCCAAAAACGAGCGAGGUCUGUGGAGGCAUCUCGCCCGAGAUCAGCUGGAGGCUGAGGGGCUCCACUGUCCACUGUGACUCGGACGAGGACAGCUGUCAGAGCCUGGAGCUUCCGAACGAUGUCCCAAAAGGGUACCUGGCCGUGUAUGUGGGUCCCGAGCUCCGGAGGUUCAUCAUACCCACUAGCUAUCUCAGUGACCCGCUGUUCAAGGUUCUGCUGGAAAAAGUCGAGGAGGAAUUUGGUUUCGAUCACAGUGGCGGGCUCACGAUCCCUUGCGAUACCGAGACCUUUAAGUAUCUCUUGCAGUGCAUGGAGAAUCACAGGAAAGAGCAAGCCGGUCACGUCAAUGCAGCUGACAACUAG